Molecule: messenger RNA, 1072 nt
Organism: Clarias gariepinus (North African catfish)
Lineage: Eukaryota; Metazoa; Chordata; Actinopteri; Siluriformes; Clariidae
Product: sulfotransferase 6B1-like
Exons: 7
Coding region: 52-951 (299 amino acids)
Biological process (GO): sulfation
Cellular component (GO): cytoplasm
Molecular function (GO): sulfotransferase activity
Source: RefSeq, a predicted model, not a curated record
UCCACAAGCCAGCAGUAUAGGAGCCUCUGUGUCUGAAGCAGCAGGAACGAGAUGUCUGCUCCAACUUUUGCAGCAAAAAGGGAGAACGUUAUGGAGCGGGGCAUGAACAUGAAGGAUGAGGAGAAGCUUUUCAAGCGAGAUGGGAUCCUCUACCCCACGAUCAUGACCCCACCUGAGAACCUGGAUGCUUUGAAGGACCUGGAGGCCAGGGAGGAUGAUGUGAUGCUGGUGGCAUAUCCCAAAUGUGGCUGUAACUGGGUGGUAGGAGUGGUGAGGAAAAUUCUGACCGCAUGUGGAUACACUUUCCCUGAUGGGCCCCCCAUUAUUGAGUUCCACUCUCCGGAAAUACAGAAGCUUGCCGCCCAGAUGCCGCCACGGCGCUUUUUUGCAACUCAUUUGCACCCUGAUAUCAUCCCUGUUUCAUUUAAGACCAAUAAAACAAAGAUGUUGGUGGUGUUUCGGAACCCUAAAGACACGCUCGUCUCUUAUUACCAUUUCAUGAACAACAACCCAGUGCUGCCUAAAGCCGAGUCCUGGGACAAAUUCUACUCCGACUUCAUGUCUGGUGAAGUUGCCUGGGGGUCAUAUUUUGACCACGCCCUGGCCUGGGAGAAACACAUGGAUGACCCUAACGUGUUGAUUAUGACCUACGAGGAGCUAAAGGAGAACCUGCCUGAGGGUGUAAAGAAAGUGGCAGACUUCUUCAGCUUCCUUCUGACUGAUGAACAGGUCAAGGCGAUUGCCGGAGCGAGCACAUUCAGUGCCAUGCGUUCGAGCUCGGAAAAUUCUCAUGGAAAGUUUGGCAAAGUUUUUUUCCGAAAAGGUGAGGUAGGAGACUGGAAGAACCACUUCAGCGAGGCUCAGAGUAAGCAGAUGGAUGAAGAGUUCAAGAAGAAACUAUCAGGAACCAGACUGGGAGCCAAGCUUAAAUACGAACAGUACUGUCAGUAGUCAGGGAUAUUAAACACUGUGAAACAGGACUUUUGACCUCAUGUGAGUUACCUAACUGUGAUUUUUUUUAAUACUCAAAACCGUAUUCAGAUUAUUAUUAAAUAAAGUACAUUUUCCUCAA